CUCUUCUCCAACGGACUCCAACAGACUCACUCUCACUCUCACUCUCAAUUCUACAUCCGACCCACUCUCACUCUCACUCUCCCUUCGGGAACCUCAGCGCGAAACCCUAAAACCCUAAUUCCCUGUUCCUCACAAGUCUCUCAGUCUCUAUCGCCGGCUCCGGUGCGUCUCCGACGCUGCGCCGUCCUUGCUCCUGUGCGUCUCCGUCGCGUCCUCGUCGUUCGUCGCGUCCUUGUCCUCGCUGCUGCCUCCCCAUCGCUUUCGGACAGACUUGUGGAAGCUGAUUACUAGGGAUUUGGAAUGGUAUUUCUUCAUUGUGCAUGAUAUUUCAACAACAACAAUAGAGCCUUGUCCCACUAGGGGGGUUGGCUAUGAAUCAUACGACGUCAUCUUCUCCAGGUCUUUGAAAAUGUAGUCCACUUUCUUAAAUCUCUCAAGGCAGUGGUUUUUGUCAAGUGGGCUAAUUAGUUGGUGGCCACCGCUGCGGAUGUAUUAGGUGAUUCAGGAGGAAAGACUGAGACGGGGAAAUUUAAUAUUUUGCAGGUGAUACUUAAGCGGCGAGAUCUGUCUAUGCGCGCCGCGAUUACGGCUUCGAGGAGGAUGGGGGUUACAAGGUCCAUGAGAGGGGAGAGUAUUUCGACAACAGCAGUCUCCAAGGUGCCGAGUCGGCGGGAGUGCUUGUUGUAGACAUGAAUUACAUUCUCAGACUCUUAACAAGCCUCAUGCUCUCGUAGUCAUGAAUGAUUCCGGCAAUGUCCAUGGUUCCGAGAGCACGAGGUUUGUCCUGGAGUACGAGAACGUAAUCCACGUCUACAACAAGCAUUCCUGGCGACUCGGCACCUUGAAGACUGCAGUUACCGAAAUAUUCUCCCCUCUCAUGGACCUUGGAUUUCCCACCCUCCUCAAAGCCGUCGUCCCGACGUCCAUAGACAAAUCCCGCCGCUUAAGUAUCACCUGCAAGAUAUUAAUUUUCACCAGUCUCAAUCUUUCUUCCUUAAUCACCCAAUAUAUCCGCAGCUGCCAAUUAAUUACCCCACUUAACAACGAGUUUAUGGAGCCUGCGGCUAAGGAAACCAUUGCCCUUAAGAGAUUUAAGGCAGUGGACUACAUUUUCAGAGACCUCGAGAAGAAGUUGGCUGCUGAUCGUAAAGCACUGGAGCCUCCCGAAAGCAUUGUGAGGAAGAGGCUUCUGCAGCACAAGAAGGAAGGGCUAUGGUGGCUCCUUAACAGAGAGGAAAGCGAGGAGCUUCCGCCGUUUUCGGUGGAGAAUGCAGGGGGAGUUUUUGAACCUCUUAAAAAAAAGAGUAGGUUGCAAAAUGCUAGAACCUUGGAAGGGAGGGAUCUUUGCUGAUGAAACGGAGCUCGGAAAGACUCUCACUUUGCUCUCUCUUGUGACGCUUGAUAAAGAUUCACCGUCUUAUUUGAGGUACUAUGGUAACAAAAGGACAAAGGCUGCUGAGGAGUUGAUGGCUAACGAUUUGGUGCUCACUACUUACACUACACUGGCUUUGGAGAAUAAAAGGGCCGAGUAGCCGGCAAAGAGAGUUUUUCAGGAGCCGGGCGAAGGCAAAUGGUGAUGCACCUUAAUUCCAAAAGGAGGUGGGCUGUCACCACCACACCCACCAAAGAUAGCUACGUGGACGCAUUUGCAUUCAUGAGUUUCCUGGAUUUUGAACCAUUCUCCAAUAGAGAAAGUUGGAACCAGUUCAUUCAGCGCUCCAUAAAUCAAGGCCUCGACAGCGGCCACCAGUGCCUAGAGGCAAUUUUGUUAAGAAGAACAAAAGACAAUGAAUUGUUAGGGGUGCCACCAACAACUAUUGAGAUUCUGUAUGUUGAACUUAAUGAAGAAGAACGUAAAGUAUAUAAUUGGAUAAAAGGUGAAGUGAUGCAUUUAAUGAGGAAGGAUACCAAAAGAGUUAAGUUUCCUGCUGUACUAAGUACCAUUUUGCAUCUUUGCCAAGUCUGUGCUGAUGUAGCAUUGUGCCCCAGUGAUCUCGCAAACACAUUCCGUUUAACUCUUGAAGAUGUUUCCAAUAACCCACUGUUGUUGCGAAGAUUACUUGAAACGCUGCAAGAAUGUGAAGCUUAUGAGUGCCCAAUUUGCUCUUCUCCUUCAGCAAACAUCGUUAUCACCCGCUGUAGUCACAUCUUCUGCCGAGUCUGUAUUCUGAGAAUUAUACAAUCCAGCGGAUCCCCCCGUUGUCCUCUUUGCCGUAGAGCUCUAUCUGAAUCUGACUUGUUCUCAGCCCCAAUCGAGCCUUCUAGAGCUGAUAGUACCUCUUCAUCCUCAUCAUCGGAUGAAGAGUUAUCUUCCAAAACAUCUGCGUUGAUAAAAUUUCUCAAAGAAUCAAGAGAACAGAAGCCAACAGCAAAAUCGAUUGUGUUUUCACAAUAUCGCAAGGUGUUACUUUUAUUGGAAGUGCCUUUGAAGGAGGCUGGUUUCAAGACUUGAUGACGGCUGAACAGAGGGCUGGUGUUAUUGAUCAAUUUCAAGACACUAAAGAAAAUGGACCGACCGUUCUGCUUGCAAGCCCCUUAGGGUUUCAGCUGCAGGUGUAAAUCUCACAGCGGCCACCACGGGGUAUUUCAUGGAGCCAUGGUGGAAUGUGGCUGUCAAGGAACAGGCAAUGGAUCGCGUCCAUUGCAUUAGACAGAAAGAGGCUGUGAGGAUUGUUAGAUUGGUUGUUCGGGAUAGCAUUGAGGAAAAGAUGCUGAUGUUACACGAGGAGAAGAGGGGAAGUCAUUCUAUGGACGUAAGGAAAUUUAGAUCUUUAUACUUCAGGCUACAAAAUGACUUCUUCUCCUCCUGCAACAUCAGCAUCUUUUUCUCAAUGCUAUCCCGAACAACCAAUCUAACAAUCCUCACAGCCUCUUUUUGUCUAAUGCAAUGGACACGAUCCAUUGCCUCUUCCUGGACAGCCACAUUCCAUCAUAGCUCCAUGAAAUACACCGUGGUGGUGGUCGUGAUAUUUACACCUGCACCUGAAACCCUAAGGCCCCUGCAAGCAGAACGGUCUGUCCAUUUUCUUUAGUUAUCAAAUUUCUAUUACUAAAGAGUUGGAUUAAUCUCAGCUGGUGAUGCUGGUGGUUUACUAAAUAGUAAAUAGGAUGAUGGAAUUGAACUCUGAUAUAAUUCGAAGUCUGUCCUUUUGUGUUAAAUCUAUGGGCAUAAUUUGCCAAAAAAAAAAAUAGUUGCUUCGCCAGAUCAGGUUUUUUUGGGUAGUGUAUUUUACUGCAUCGCUUUAUUCAUGCAAUCUCUAUUCUUUUUGGUUAAUUGGAUUCUCAAGUUAUAUUCAAUAUAAUAAGUUAACAACCCUUGUUUAA
Molecule: messenger RNA, 3324 nt
Organism: Arachis ipaensis
Lineage: Eukaryota; Viridiplantae; Streptophyta; Magnoliopsida; Fabales; Fabaceae
Source: RefSeq, a predicted model, not a curated record